Messenger RNA from Scomber japonicus (chub mackerel), 630 nucleotides. It is a transcript of the gene ddt, whose product is annotated as D-dopachrome tautomerase. The record is from RefSeq and is a predicted model, not a curated record. Bases 34 to 390 code for a protein of 118 amino acids. NCBI's taxonomy places the organism in Eukaryota, Metazoa, Chordata, Actinopteri, Scombriformes, Scombridae. The transcript has 3 exons. Gene Ontology annotation, molecular function: phenylpyruvate tautomerase activity.
CUUCAGUUCCAGCAGCACAGCAUAGUGAUCAAGAUGCCUUUCAUUGACAUAGAGAGUAAUCUAGCAGCCAGCACCUUCACCGAGGACUUCCUCAAGAAGCUGUGCGCCUGCACCGCGGCUGCUCUGGGCAAACCACAGGAAAGGAUGAACUUGGUGGUGAAGCCCCAGCUGCCCAUGCUGAUAGCUGGCUCCUGCUCUCCUUGUGUCAUGCUCUCAGUGUCUGCUAUUGGUGUGACUGACACUGCUGACAAGAAUAAGGAACACAGUGCUAAGAUCUUUGAGUUUUUGACCAAAGAACUUGGUCUGACUGAAGACAGGAUUGUUAUUCAGUUUCACGCACUGCAGCCUCACCAGGUCGGGAAGAAGGGAACAGUCAUGAGCUUCUUGUGAAGGACUGAUAGUGCUCAUUCAUCUCAUUCCUAAAAUACAAGAAGAUCAGUAUUACACACUAAUGUAGAGUUGAUUAUUUUAAUAUCAGAUACUGUAUUUUUAUGGCUACCCUGUCUUAAUCAUGUUUUACACAUCUGCACUUGGUCUGUUCUGAAAGCUGAUGCUGUGAUUAAACAGUGUUUCCUUCAGGUUGACUGUCUUCUAUUUGAGAAAUAAAGAUAGAACUUGUUUAGUUCAUUA